Molecule: messenger RNA, 2034 nt
Organism: Nanorana parkeri
Lineage: Eukaryota; Metazoa; Chordata; Amphibia; Anura; Dicroglossidae
Product: zinc finger protein 260-like
Exons: 1
Coding region: 1-2034 (677 amino acids)
Biological process (GO): regulation of transcription by RNA polymerase II
Molecular function (GO): DNA-binding transcription factor activity, RNA polymerase II-specific; RNA polymerase II cis-regulatory region sequence-specific DNA binding
Source: RefSeq, a predicted model, not a curated record
AUGGAUCCCGGAGGACACAAGCUAUAUGAGUGCUCGGAGUGUGAGAGAAGCUUCAUUUCAAAGUCACUUCUUACAGUUCACCAGAAGAUUCAUAAUCAAGAGGAUCCGUCUGAAAAGUACGAACAAAACAAGACAAAUCUCACUGAUCACCAGAGGAGUCUCACAGGAGAGAAGACAUUUCAAUGCUCAGAAUGUGGUCAGUGUUUCCCAAAAAAGGACAAUCUGUUUAAACACCAGAGGACUCACACUGGAGAGAAGCCAUUCAGAUGUUUAAAAUGUGACAAGUGCUUCACACAAAAAAGAAAUCUUACUAAACACCAGAGGACUCACACUGGACAUAAAUCAUUUAGAUGUUCAGAAUGUGACAAGUGCUUCACACAAAAAGGAAAUCUUAUUGUACACCAGAGGAUUCACACUGGAGAGAAGCCAUUCAGAUGUUCAGAAUGUGACAAGUGCUUCACACAAAAAGGAAAUCUUAUUGUACACCAGAGGAUUCACACUGGAGAGAAGCCAUUCAGAUGUUCAGAAUGUGACAAGUGCUUCACACAAAAGGGAUCUCUUACUCACCACCAGAGGACUCACACUGGGGAGAAACCAUUUAAAUGCUCAGAAUGUGAUAAGAGCUUCAGACUAAAGAUAACACUUACUGAGCACCAGAUUAUACACACGGGGGCGAAACCAUAUAGAUGUUCAGAGUGCGACAUGUGCUUCUCACGAAAGAGCAAUCUUAUUAAUCAUCAGAUGAUCCACACAGGAGAGAAACCAUACAGCUGUUCAGAAUGUGACAACUGCUUUUUAAUAAAGAAAUAUCUCACUAAACACCAGAAGAUCCACACAGGAGAGAAACCUUUUAAAUGUCCAGAAUGUGACAAGAGCUUUGCACGAAAGAUAAAUCUUACUGAGCACCAGAAAACCCACACAGGAGAAAAGUUAUUUAAAUGUUCAGAAUGUGACAACUGCUUUUUAAUAAAGAAAUAUCUCACUAAACACCAGAAGAUCCACACAGGAGAGAAACCAUACAGCUGUUCAGAAUGUGACAAAAGUUUAUCCUCCAAAUUUCAGCUAAGUGUUCACUGGAGUACUCACACAGGAGAGAAACCACCCCACUGUCCAGAAUGUGACAAAUGUUUCACCACCAAAUAUCAGCUCGUUGAUCAUCAGAAGACUCACACUGGAGAGAAACCUUUUAAAUGUCCAGAAUGUGACAAGAGAUUUGCACGAAAGAUAAAUCUUAUUGGACACCAGAAAACUCACACAGGAGAAAAGUUAUUUAAAUGUCCAGAAUGUGACAACUGCUUUUUCAUAAAGACAUAUCUCACUAAACACCAGAAGAUCCACACAGGAGAGAAACAAUACAGCUGUUCAGAAUGUGACAAGAGCUUCACCUCCAAAUCUCAGCUAAGUGUUCACUGGAGGACUCACACAGGAGAGAAACCACACCACUGUCCAGAAUGUGACAAAUGUUUCACCACCAAAUCUCAGCUCGUUGAUCAUCAGAAGACUCACACUGGAGAGAAGCCUUUUAAAUGUCCAGAAUGUGACAAGAGAUUUGCACGAAAGAUAAAUCUUACUGAGCACCAGAAGAUCCACACAGGCGAGAAACCAUACAGGUGUUCAGAAUGUGACAAGAGCUUCACCUCCAAAUAUCAGCUAAGUGUUCACUGGAGGACUCACACAGGAGAGAAACUACCCCACUGUCCAGAAUUUGACAAAUGUUUCACCACCAAAUCUCAGCUCGUUGAUCACCAGAAGACUCACACAGGAGAGAAACCUUUUAAAUGCUCAGAAUGUGACAAGUGCUUUUCAAUGAAGAAAUAUCUCAUUAAACACCAGAAGAUCCACACAGGAGAGAAACCAUACAGGUGUUCAGAAUGUGACAAAUGUUUCACCACCAAAUCUCAGCUAAGUGUUCACUGGAGGACUCACACAGGAGAGAAGCCAUUUCAAUGUUUAAAGUGUGACAAGAGCUUCACACAAAAGAUGCAUCUUUUUCAACACCAGAAAAUCUGCAAUGAAAUAGUGGUGUUGUUUUAA